Salvia miltiorrhiza (redroot sage) is the source of this 1691-nucleotide messenger RNA. Its product is annotated as heat stress transcription factor A-6b-like. Gene Ontology annotation, cellular component: nucleus. Gene Ontology annotation, biological process: regulation of transcription by RNA polymerase II. The transcript has 2 exons. The record is from RefSeq and is a predicted model, not a curated record. Gene Ontology annotation, molecular function: DNA-binding transcription factor activity; RNA polymerase II cis-regulatory region sequence-specific DNA binding. Bases 313 to 1299 code for a protein of 328 amino acids. NCBI's taxonomy places the organism in Eukaryota, Viridiplantae, Streptophyta, Magnoliopsida, Lamiales, Lamiaceae.
UCUUACAUUAAUUUAAAUCAUAGCUCUCCAUCACUCCACCAAUGACCUCUUCAUGUUUUCGGCCUACUUCACUUAAUUCUCUCCUUGUUUUAAUUUCUUGCUAACAAAUUCAUGAUUAUCAUCAUCACUCCAAAAACCCUCAUUUCCCAUCUCCUUUUUCCAUUUUGAUUUAAUUUCAAGAAUCCCCUUUAAGCCUAAGAAAUGAGAAGAAACUUAGUUUUGUGUUCAUAUGUUAUAAAUCUUGACACCAACCAUAGAAAGAUCUAGGUAGCUACACAUUGUUGGUAAGAUAUUGGGUUGUGGGGAGUAAACAUGAACAUUAUAGGAUCUAUGAAGGAGGAAUUCUUGGGAUCAAGUUCAUUGGAAUUGGAUGUGGGUAGAGGCUACAAUAAUCCUCAAGCUAUGGAGGGUUUACAUGAGGCAGGGCCUCCACCAUUCUUGAGCAAGACAUAUGAUUUGGUUGAAGAUGAGAGCACAAUUGAGAUUGUUUCUUGGAGUAGAGGCAACAACAGUUUCAUUGUUUGGGACCCUCACAAAUUUGCCAUCAAUCUCCUGCCUAAGUUCUUCAAGCACAACAAUUUCUCAAGCUUUGUCAGGCAGCUCAACACUUAUGGAUUUAGGAAGGUGGAUCCAGACAAAUGGGAGUUUGCAAAUGAAGGGUUUUUAAGGGGACAAAAGCAUCUCUUGAAAAACAUAAGGAGGAGAAGAACAUCAUCAUCAAAUCCUGUAUCUUGUAAUAAUUUAGAAUCAUGUGUUGAGGUGGGGAGGUUUGGUCUGGAAGCGGAGGUGGAUCGUCUGAGGAGAGACAAGCAGGUUCUAGUGGCGGAAUUGGUGAAGCUGAGACAGCAGCAGCAGAAUACAAAGGCAUAUCUUCAAGCAAUGGAGCAAAGGCUCAAAGGGACUGAGCAGAAGCAGCAGCAAGCAAUGAGCUUCUUGGCUAGGGCAAUUCGCAACCCGGAUUUCCUGCAGCAGAUUGUGCAGCACAAGGAGAUGAAGAGAGAGAUUGAGGAGGCGAUAGGAAAGAAGAGGAGGAAGAAGAUUGAUCACCAAGAAUUGGUAUUUCAAGAUAGAGAAGGUGGUGAUGAUCAUGGUAACUACAUUAGUUUUGGUGGUGGUGUUAAGGUCGAAGCUCAAAAUUUUGAUGAUUUGAAGGUGGGGAGAAUGGGACACGUGGCACCUCGGCAAUGGCUUGAUUUUGGUGCAGAUGAGCAAGGGUUUUGGGAGGGUUUGAUGAGUGAGGGAGUUAUUGAUGGAGAUGAUGAGGGUGUAGAUGUUUUGGCUAGGCAACUAGGAUUCUAAUCCAAGAUAGAUAGCUAGGAAAUUAACUAGGAUUCUUGGCUUUCAACACCUUAUGAUAAGGUUAAACCUCACUGUUUAUACAUAGUAUUUUUAGUAGUGUCCUAUUUCUUGGGCAAGUUGGACAUGUCUAAAGCCUAAUUAAGUUAGAUUGGUGAGUAUCAUAUACCAGAAGAAAAUUCUAGAUAAUCAUAUGAAAUCAGACCAUUCAAAUGUGUUUAAUUAGGCAUUUAAGCACCCUCUAACUAGAAGUCUAGAACGUUCUUGAACAAUCAAAGUUUGGAAUUAGUUUUUACUGCCUCUCUAGAUUUUACCUAGCCUCAAUUAAUUUUUAAAGUGUGCUGUGUUUUGUCUGAGCUAUAUUGGGAGCAUGAAAUGAUACUCAUUUGUGUUCA